AUGUAUUAUUACCAAUAUUUGGUAAAAAUACAGUCAUGUUUACGACACCCCCUCCCUUCCCCUUCUCACCUACCUCUACUGUAUGUAGACACCUCAGUCUCAGUCAUCAGUGUCUGUUGAACGGGAGGGGUUACCAUUGUAUACAAAAUUUAUUUUUUCUGAAAUUUAGUUAUGACUUUUUACGCGGACCGAAAUUUUAUUACUAUUUACCGAAAUGACUAUGGACCUAAAUGUUAUUGCAGAGUGUUGCCGUGCUCUUUCAAAAGUGAUUUUAAAAAUAUAAUUCGAGGACCGUAUACUGAGUAUUGUUGUUCACCAGCGAAAAAGACUGACUUUGGAGAAAAGUCCCUGAAUGGAAUUGAACCGCUUGAUGUGUGUCGUAAACGGCUGUUAUCAAAACAUCCCAAACUUGUUCGAUACCUUGAAGAAGAAAUAGAUGAAGACAAGCUUUCAGAUCCAAAAGAUGGAAGAACAAUUUAUCAAAUGGAUUACUGUAAGCCAGGAGACAAAUUUGAAUCGAAGAAAACACUUGGUCGUAGAAGGGAGACACUUCCAAAUGACUGGGCUGAUAUACCUGCCACUGUGCAGAAGGCUUCCUACAGAGACUUCAAAACUCUUGUCAAUUGGAAUGUUGUUCAAGAAAAAGUGAGACCGCAACCUUCUGCAUUUCAACCUAACUAUAAAGAGAGGAAAAUUCUCAAUGUUCGAACUGGAGAAAGUGAAUAUAAAGGCAAAAUAAACGCUUUGGGAGAAACAAUAAUAAAAGAUGGUUUGCAUGGAAAGCUUUUCGACAGUAAUGAUAUUUGUGCGAUGACUGACGAAAUAGAAUUGAGGAGGACCGAAGAAUCACACAUUGUUCGAGCACCCUAUCAACAGCAACUGUGAAAAAAAUAAUAAUCUUACAAUCUUUAAAUCUCUUCCGACUCCAGGAUCUUGGGCUAAUAUCCAGUAAUUUUUAUUAAAGCAAAUCUACAAUAAAUCUUGAAGCAAUGUCCAAAUUGAA
This is a messenger RNA of Nilaparvata lugens (brown planthopper), 1003 nucleotides long. RefSeq lists its product as uncharacterized. Lineage: Eukaryota; Metazoa; Arthropoda; Insecta; Hemiptera; Delphacidae. The transcript has 5 exons. The record is from RefSeq and is a predicted model, not a curated record. The coding region runs from base 172 to 885 and encodes 237 amino acids.